UAGUGACCUGAUUACCAAAGCUUGAGUUGAGUCUUGAGUUGAGCAAUCACCCUCGACGAUGGUGGUGCUUUCGGGUUAGGAAAAUACAAAAUUCAAGUCAUCUAUUGGAUUUAUUGCUAACAAAUUACAUUGAUUUUUAAAUAAUUUUACCGUGUCUAUAUCAUAUCUGGAUUUUGUGAAGCUCCUGGGAUAUUUAAAUUUCAACAAUCACCAGAAUGUACCGGGCCCGAAGCGUGAUCAACAACUUGGUGCCGUUCUUGCCGUCGGCGGUGGGCCCCGAGCGAUUCGCGGCCUGGCUGCAGCGGUCGGGCGCCGGCCCCCUGUCGUCGCUGCUCGCCUCCCGCCACUACAAUGCCCCCGUCGCCACCGAGCCCUUCCUCAACGGCAGCUCGUCCGCCUACGUCGAGGAGAUGUACAACGCUUGGCUCGCCGAUCCCAAGAGUGUGCAUGCGUCAUGGGACUCGUUCUUCCGCAGCAGUUCGGCGGGCGCCCCACCUGGAGCGGCGUACCAGGCGCCACCCAACCUGGCCGAGUUGGGACGGAACCAGGUGCCUGUGUCCAGCCUCGUGCCCUUUAUGGGCGGGGCCUCGCCGGCGCUCUCUGGUGGACCUGUCAACGAGAAGAUCAUCGACGAUCAUCUGGCCGUCCAGGCUAUCAUCCGAUCCUAUCAGAUAAGAGGCCAUCAUAUAGCCAAGUUGGAUCCUCUGGGCAUCAACAGCGCCGAUUUGGACGACCGACAUCCUCCAGAACUCCUCUACAGUCAUUACUCGUUCGACGAAGCAGACAUGGACAGAACGUUCAAGCUGCCCUCGACAACAUUCAUUGGCGGCAAGGAGAAAAGCCUGACACUGCGAGAAAUUCUGAGACGCCUGGAGAACGCCUACUGCCGCCAUAUUGGAGUGGAGUUCAUGUUCAUCAACUCGCUGGAACAAUGCAACUGGAUCCGUCAGAAGCUGGAGACGCCUGGAAUCAUGGAGAUGGACAAGGACGAAAAGAGACUGCUGCUGGCUCGUCUCACCCGUGCUACUGGAUCCAUUCAUGAGCAGAAAAACAAAAUGUCGACGGAGCUGGGCGUGGAGUCGGUGGUGAUGGGCAUGCCUCACCGAGGCCGGCUCAACGUGCUCGCCAACGUCUGUCGCAAGCCUCUCGAGCAGAUAUUCACUCAGUUCGCUGCUCUCGAAGCUGCCGAUGAUGGCUCCGGUGACGUAAAAUACCACUUGGGAACCUACAUUGAAAGACUGAACCGAGUGACAAACAAGAACAUUCGCCUGGCCGUUGUGGCCAAUCCGUCCCACUUGGAGGCGGUCGACCCCAUCGUCCAGGGCAAGACUCGUGCCGAGCAGUUCUACCGUGGAGAUGGCGAAGGCAAAAAGGUGAUGUCGAUCCUGCUGCACGGAGACGCGGCGUUCUGCGGCCAGGGCGUUGUGUUCGAGACAUUCCACUUGUCCGACCUGCCCGACUACACCACCCACGGCACCAUCCACAUCGUCGUCAACAACCAGAUCGGAUUCACCACCGAUCCCCGACACUCUCGAUCCUCACCCUACUGCACUGAUGUUGCCAGAGUAGUGAACGCACCCAUCUUCCACGUGAACUCAGAUGACCCCGAGGCAGUGAUGCACGUGUGCAAGAUAGCCGCCGAAUGGCGCAACACAUUCCACAAGGACUGUGUUAUCGAUCUGGUGAGCUACCGCCGAAACGGACACAACGAAAUCGACGAACCCAUGUUCACGCAACCGCUCAUGUACAAUAUCAUUAAGAAAACCAAGCCCGGCUUGGACCUCUAUGCCGAUCAGUUGAUUAGCGAGGGUGUGUGUAACGAGGAGGAAGUCAAGGACGUACGAGACAAAUACGACAAAAUCUGCGAGGAAGCAUACAGCAACGCGCGCAAGGAGACCCACAUCAAGUACAAGGAUUGGCUGGACUCGCCGUGGUCGGGCUUCUUCGAGGGCAAGGACCCCCUCAAGGUGUCGCCAACCGGAGUCAAGGAGGACACCCUCGUCCACAUCGGCAAGCGCUUCUCCUCCCCUCCACCCAACGCCGCUGAGUUCGUCAUUCACAAAGGUAUCGAGCGUAUCCUGAAGGCGCGCAUGCAGAUGGUGGAGCAGCGGUCGGUGGACUGGGCGUUGGCCGAGGCGAUGGCGUUCGGCUCACUGCUGAAGGAGGGCAUCCACGUGCGCCUCAGCGGUCAGGACGUGGAGAGAGGCACGUUCAGUCAUCGCCACCACGUGCUGCACCACCAGAAGGUCGACAAGGCCACCUACCGCAUCCUCGCCAACCUCUACCCCGAUCAGGCGCCCUACACCGUAUGCAACAGCUCGCUCUCCGAGUUUGGUGUGCUCGGCUUCGAACUGGGCUUCUCGAUGACAAAUCCGAACGCACUGGUGUGCUGGGAGGCGCAGUUCGGCGACUUCAACAACACGGCGCAGUGCAUCAUCGACCAAUUCAUCUCGUCGGGCCAGGCCAAGUGGGUGCGCCAAUCAGGGCUCGUCAUGCUGCAGCCGCAUGGCUUGGAAGGCAUGGGCCCUGAACACUCGUCCGCCCGUCUCGAACGCUUCCUGCAGAUGUCAGCUGACGACCCCGACUACUUCCCGCCCGAGAGCGAGGAGUUCGCCGUGCGCCAACUGCACGACAUCAACUGGAUCGUCGCCAACUGCUCGACACCCGCCAACUACUUCCACAUCUUGCGUCGGCAGAUCGCGCUGCCCUUCCGCAAGCCGCUCAUCCUCAUGACACCCAAGUCGCUGCUGCGUCACCCCGAAGCCAAGUCCAGUUUCGACGAGAUGACCGAGGCCACCGAAUUCCAGAGGGUGAUUGCAGAUGAUGGACCGGCCAGCAAGAGUCCAUCGUCAGUGAAGCGACUGGUGUUCUGCUCUGGAAAGGUGUACUACGACCUCAAGAAGGCCAGGGAGGAAAGGAAGCUCGCUGACAGCGUUGCUAUCUCUCGUGUCGAACAGAUUUCUCCCUUCCCAUACGAUUUGGUGAAGAAGGAAUGUGCAAAAUACCCGAACGCUGAGCUGGUCUGGUCGCAGGAGGAGCAUAAGAACCAGGGAGCAUGGAGCUACGUGCAGCCCAGGUUCCACACCGCUCUCAACGGAUCACGCCAUGUCACAUACUGCGGCAGACCGACCGCGGCGUCUCCAGCCACCGGCAGCAAAAUGCAGCAUUUGCGAGAGUUGGCAGCCCUGCUCGACGACACACUUCGAGUCUAGACACUACCAACCUACCAAACCAAAACCUUAACAGGUUGAUACAAUUUAGCGCUUAUCGAACCAACCACUUCUACCCAACCUGGGUAGAAACAUAAAUCAUCUUCAACUACUGUGUUAAUAUUAAUGUAAUUAUUUAUUGAAGUUAAUGUAAUGGACAUAAUUGUCAACAUGUUUUUUGUUGUUUUGUAUUAUUUAAUUAUAAUGUACUACCAGUAUUUCGUGGGAUUUAUGUUCCACCUCUUAAGAAGCGCCGCCUUCUGUAAGAAAUUCAUCAAGGCAUACUUACUUCACAUUAACCUCAUACUAUUCGAAAGUAAUAUAUUCUUAUUACGGUAUAAUUGUCAAACUUUGAAUCGUAUCUCAAGAUAUAUUUUUCAUUUAAUGUGAUGAAUUUUCAGCCAGUUCAUAUUUGAUAUUCUCAUUGAAAUGUUGAAGAAAGAUUAAAUAUCAACUGCAAUAUUUGUUAAUGUUAAUGGUGAUGUUUGAGAAAGUUCAAUUAUUUUUACAUCACAUAAUUUUGACGAAUUAUAUUUUACCCACUUUGUCAUAUUGUAAACGUUAUAACAUCCCUUAUUUUGAUCGGUUCAGUAGAAUUAUUGCUAUUUUCAUGUUCUUAGAAUAAAACUAUUAAAAUUUAGAUAGAAAUAGUUGUCAUAACAUCUGACAAAGCACUCAUAAAUUAAACUGAUAAGCACCACCAAUUGAUGAUAGAGAUAGAAUUUUCUUUAUUAUAUGUGAUUUUCGGUUAUAUAAUUAUUCUACUUUACAAUGAUUGUUGAAGUAGUUCUCAGGCAUUAAUGCCGGAAAAUGAAAAAUUAGUUGAUUUAAUUAUUUUUUAAUUGUUAACUAAUUUGUAUUAGAGGUGGACAUGUAUUAGAAAUGUACAGCGUUGAGUUUUAUUGUACUUCUUUCGGUGAGGCUUUAGCGGAAAAUUUAUUUUAAAAACUGUUGGAUUCCUUGAAAUUUGAAUGUAACUAUUUAUUUCUGCUUUGUUACAAACAACACUGUCCAAACUGAUCAUGAUUAUUUUGUAAAGUAUUGUUAACUAGAUUUAUGUUCAAUUUAUGUAAAUAAAUCUUAAACAGAACAAAGUUUAAA
Messenger RNA from Nilaparvata lugens (brown planthopper), 4310 nucleotides. Its product is annotated as 2-oxoglutarate dehydrogenase, mitochondrial. Gene Ontology annotation, molecular function: oxoglutarate dehydrogenase (succinyl-transferring) activity; thiamine pyrophosphate binding. Gene Ontology annotation, biological process: tricarboxylic acid cycle. The transcript has 16 exons. The record is from RefSeq and is a predicted model, not a curated record. Bases 216 to 3212 code for a protein of 998 amino acids. Gene Ontology annotation, cellular component: oxoglutarate dehydrogenase complex; mitochondrion. Lineage: Eukaryota; Metazoa; Arthropoda; Insecta; Hemiptera; Delphacidae.